This is a messenger RNA of Funneliformis geosporum, 942 nucleotides long. The record is from the annotation of a GenBank genome assembly. NCBI's taxonomy places the organism in Eukaryota, Fungi, Glomeromycota, Glomeromycetes, Glomerales, Glomeraceae.
AUGGCAAAUAUGCAAGAUUCAUCAGAAUAUCUUCGUAAAACAUCGCAUUUGUAUGAAAUUAAUUUAAAAGAUAAUGAUAACGAUAACUGUUGUCAACCGUUUACGACAAACCAAAAUAUGAUUGAUGGUCGUGUACAACCAAAUUAUUCCACCGACCCUGCGGAACAUUCAACUUCCCACAAUAAAGAACCUUCUCGAUGGCUACCUAAACUGGACGAAGGUCCAAUUUUAAUAAUCGAGAAUAAUGCAAAUAAACUUUCAGAGCUUCCCAAAAGAGACAACGAAGCAUUGGAAUCACGUGUCAAUGAAUAUGAUAAUAUUGAUGUGGUUUCCGAAGAAAAGAACAAAGAACAAGAAUUAUUCAAUAAAAUUAACGAGAUUCUGACAUCGGAUUACGGGAAAGCAACUAAAUCGCUUGUUAAUGAACCAAAUCCAUUUUUGCCUCGCGACUUUAAAGAACGCGUCAUUCAAUCAGAUGAAUUUAUUCAAGGAUAUGAAAAUCUUGCACCGUUUAACAAUCCACGUUGUAGAAUGUGUGAGAACGUAAAAAGACAUCGUGACAAACUUUCGCGUAUUAGAUACGCGACAAUUACAGACGAUCCAAUUCGAGAGAAUGAACUAAAACCCUUGAUUAAUAAUAAUAAAUAUACGAUAUCGGAGAACAUGCAAUGCGAUGAACAAACACGUGCACUUACACACAGGAAUGUCGUUUAUAAUCCCACAUGCUUGAAUGAUGAGAACACAAUUAAAGCAACUUCAUUGGAAUAUUGGGGAGAUCAUUCCAUUGGUAGCGUUGAACAUUCUUUGACGCAAUCCGAAUGGAAUAUAUUAAAAUCCUCAAAUGAAUCUGUGAAUUGGUCUCAACACUUUAGUCAACUUAGAAAUAACACAUCUAGUCCUAAUGUGAGACAACGUAAUCGUAAUGUGCAAUUUUUUAUUUAA